AGCUUUUGUUGCCCUUUGCUACUGCAAGUUCUGGAUUUGCCAAGGUUCUCUCUUUCCCCUCUGGUACUUGUGUUUCUGAAGCAGUAGAUUGCAGGUAUAGAAAAGCAUAUGAGAAGCGGAGGUUUCAAGGAAUCUCAGGUGAUAACAGAGAAGGGGUAAAGUACAUUGUGUUUAUAGGGAAGUGUGUUGCUUUCAACAGGUCAUUGGCAGACACUUGCUCUCCACUCCCCUCUCUGCCUCCCUCCCAGGAAAGAGAGCCCUUUGCUGGUCUUACCUUGGACAAGCACAGACAGGAUGAAAACACCAACCUGCCGCUACACACUCCUGCCCAGCCUAGGAGAGGAAAAUUUUCCUCUUGAACCUGAGGUAGUUGCUGAACAGGAGAACCCAGCCUGUACAGCUACAGAUGCUCCAGCCUUAUGCACAGAAGACUUUCACGAAUUGGUGCUGAAUGAAAAGAGCAACAUUGUGCGCUUAGAAGAAAUACAGAAGCUUGCUGCACACUUCCCCCUGAGAGUAACUGAACAUCCAUGGAACCUCAUCUACUUUACAACAAGGGAUGGAUUUAGCCUAAAGACCUUGUAUCGAAGCAUGACUGACUUGGUCUCUCCUAUAUUGCUGGUCAUUAGAGACACUGAUGGUCAGAUAUUUGGGGCCUUUUCUUCUACAGCCAUCCAUCUCAGCAGCUGCUUUUAUGGAAAUGGAGAAAUGUUUUUAUUCUCCUUGACUCCAGAACUGAAGGUAUUUAAAUGGACUGGCAAAAACACCUUCUUUAUGAAAGGAGAUGCUGAUUCACUGGCAAUUGGAGGAGGCAGUGGAAAAUUUGGAUUAUGGCUAGAUGGAGAUCUGAACCAUGGAGGAAGCCAUCCCUGUGAGACAUUCAAUAAUGAAGCAUUAUCCCCCAGAGAGGAAUUCCUCAUCCAAGACUUGGAAGUUUGGGCUCUGGCUUAACCAGAAAAAUGAAGUUCCUCCCUGCAAGAACAUUACAACAUAAGAAUAGAAUGAGGAGGAGAGCAAUGGAGAGACAAUUCCAUACAGUGGAGUCGGAAGAGAGGAAGAAUUGGCAGGGCAGUGGAUCAUGUCCAGUGUUUAAAUGUGUCCAGGAUUAACAAAUCCACACAACCACUUUUGAACACUUUUUAAAAUUUAUGCAAUUCUUCUAUAGGUUAUCAUUAAAAGGGGCUUAAAGAAGAAUAGGAAAAAAUCCAGAAAUUAAACGAGUUAAUUCUCAACAAU
Heteronotia binoei (common prickly gecko) is the source of this 1236-nucleotide messenger RNA. It is a transcript of the gene TLDC2, whose product is annotated as TBC/LysM-associated domain containing 2. Gene Ontology annotation, cellular component: nucleus. The record is from RefSeq and is a predicted model, not a curated record. Bases 295 to 951 code for a protein of 218 amino acids. Lineage: Eukaryota; Metazoa; Chordata; Lepidosauria; Squamata; Gekkonidae. The transcript has 7 exons. Gene Ontology annotation, biological process: response to oxidative stress.